CUUCUUCCUUUCUUCUUUUUCUUUUUCUUUCUUCCUCUUCUUUCUUCCUUUUCUUCCUCUAUAUCUGCUGGGUUCCGGUGGAACCCAGCAGAUAUGGGUUCACCGAACCCAGCAGAUCUGGGUUCGGUGGAACCCAAGUUGCUGGGUUCCCGUGGAACCCAGCAAACUGGGUUCGAGGAACCCAGAUCUGCUGGGUUCCACGGGAACCCAGUUGGCUGGGUUCCCGUGGAACCCCGUGGGCUGGGUUCAGGGAUUCGAUUCUUUCAUUGUCUGGCUCAUAACAACUCUCCCCUUUUAGUCGUCGGCUCUUCUUCAUCCCGAGUCUCUCCGACAAUACAAUCGCAUCUAUCCAUCUCUGACUUCUCAUCUUCUCUUGCGUUUGCAGGGGUCGAUCUUGCUGUUGUUCGUUGCUCGGCUUUUCUCUUAUCGACAAUGACUCAUAUCCUUUAAUCUGUUCUUUUUUCAAUCUGGGUUUCGCUGAUUAUUGUUUGAUUCUCAAUUUUGUAGUUUUUUAUUUGCCGAUUGUUAUGCUUUCUUGUUUGUUCUUAACCUGAUGCUCACGCGGUAAUCAGAGAGAAAAAGAUCGUGAGAGGGCUCAGGCGAGAGCAGGCAGCAGCAAGGCUAAGCAGUCGAAGAGCGAUGGUUUGACUCCUGAACAACGCCGUGAAAGAGAUGCGAAGGCGCUUCAGGAAAAGGCCGCGAAGAAGGCGGCCCAGGAAGAGGGAGGGAAAGAUGCUGGAGGAAGUAAAAACAAGAAAUAAUAUUGGAGGGAAUAAUGGAAGAAGGUAGUGUUAUAUGUCAAUUGGGACUGUUUGUACUUGGUUCAGAUCUGGGUUUCUUUUGCUUUUCAAAGUCGUGUCUAUGUCUUCCCUACCUAAACAAGCAGUUUGCUGUAUGGUUUCUUAGCAUUGAUGUUGGCUUUUGAAUUGAUAUCUGAUUUGGAUUCGAAUGCAUUUCCUAUAAACCAUUUUUGCAUUUGAUGCUUUGUGUAUUUGUUCCUUUUGUUUUCCUUUUGUAUUAUAUCGUUUUAAUUUUUUGUUAACUUGUCAGUGGGCAAGGUUGAAGGUAGUGUUUUUUCCUAUGCAUGACUGGUGUCUAGACCCAAAGAGCUGUGUGGAUUGUGUGUUUUUCUUUAGAUGUCUUUGGCCAUGUGUCCUUGUGAUUUGUAGGCUUGCAGUUGUGUUUGCAAUGGUGAUUUCUGUGUUGAGGUAAGCAACUUACAUUGUUUGUAAAUAUGUAGAAGAGUUGGAGCAUCCCUGGUAGUCCCAUUAAUAGAAAAUUUGUUUUUGC
Rubroshorea leprosula is the source of this 1290-nucleotide messenger RNA. NCBI's taxonomy places the organism in Eukaryota, Viridiplantae, Streptophyta, Magnoliopsida, Malvales, Dipterocarpaceae. The record is from the annotation of a GenBank genome assembly.